Gambusia affinis (western mosquitofish) is the source of this 6693-nucleotide messenger RNA. Its product is annotated as semaphorin-4B-like. The coding region runs from base 3650 to 5563 and encodes 637 amino acids. Lineage: Eukaryota; Metazoa; Chordata; Actinopteri; Cyprinodontiformes; Poeciliidae. Gene Ontology annotation, biological process: negative regulation of axon extension involved in axon guidance; semaphorin-plexin signaling pathway; negative chemotaxis. Gene Ontology annotation, molecular function: semaphorin receptor binding; chemorepellent activity. The transcript is spliced from 14 exons. The record is from RefSeq and is a predicted model, not a curated record.
UUCCUGGUCUCUGUCCAAUCAGGGAGCAGAGACUCUCCACAUAUUUAACUCUAUGAACGUGUUAUGAUAAACGUCCCAUAGAGAAAAAUGUAGCUGUUCAGUAACUGAAUAUUUACUGUAGUUAAAUAUUCGGUUCUGUUGGAUGGUUCUGCUCAGACUCUGAAAGUGAAUCUGUUGCUUUAAAUCAUCAACAGAACAUUUCUAUGUUGCUCCAAGCUAACGGGGCGUUUCCGUUGCCAGGACCGUUGCUGUCCAAAUGCUUUGGUGUUUGGGUUUCCCAUCUGUUGAAAGCAGAAGAUGAUUGGUCCAGGAGAGAAGAACAUGAUGCUUUGCUGCGUUUGUUUCUGUCUACAACAGUAAAAUCAUUUCUCUGAUCCGUCCUUCCUUCUCUUGCUCAGCUGUAAAAAUCUUCCUGCCGUUUUCUUUUUCGUGUUCAGACUCAGCUGACGGUGCCGUCGCUCCACCCUCACCGACGCUUUCAAUCUGUUGCUAUGACAACGAUCAACCACCCAAACAAUCAAUUUAAUCAUUUAAAGUAAUCAAUUUGACCAGCGUUGGCAUUAAAAGAUAAGUCAAAAGAUUCAGAAGUUUUUCAAAGAAUAGAAAAUUCAAAGAUUUUAACCAAGUAGAGCAGAACCUGGAUUUAUUUCUGUUGAAAACAUCUGGAAUAUUUGGUUCUAUUUUUCCAGCUGAAGGAAAAAUUAGUUUCUGUUUCCAAGAAUUUAAAGUAUUUAAACUGAGCAGCAAAUGAAGGAGGAACAGGAAAGUUCUGAGACACAAGAAGAUAUUUGGAUGUUUUCCCUCCAUCAUCCCUCCAUCAUCUCUCCAUCCCUCCAUCAUCCCUCCAUCAUCCCUCCAUCAUCUCUGGUCAUUUCCUGAUUUUCUGCAGAAGAAGAAACUCUGUCUCCGUUCUGCUGCUUCCUCUCUAAGUUGAGUGUAAAUGUGAGGCGGCGUUUGGACCCGGACCAGAACUUCCUCCUCCUUUCUCUAAGUGGUUUUCAGAGAAGCGUGUUUAAAGUUCCUGGCCUGUUAUCUGCUGCAUUUCAUCACAUCCUGGAGCGCUGCCUCCUCUUCCUCCUCCUCCUCUUCGUCGCCUCUGACCUCAGCCUGAAGGGAGGAAGCUGCGGUUGUUCUGAUCGUCACUCUGAGUGCUGCUGCUCUGCGCUCCAGACCCGACCCGACCCGGCACGCUGCAGCAUGGCCUCUUCGCUCACCCUCCUCUUCCUCAGCCUGCUGGGCUCCUCGCGCGCUCUUCCUCCUCGGUUCUCCUUCCCGCUCAGGUCCGGUACUGGAAACCAGAACCGAGUCGCCAAAAUGACCAACAUGGCCGCCGCGCUCAGCAUGUCUGCCUUCAUGAAAACAACUUAUAACCAGAAUGUGAUUCAUCAAACUGAGCAAAUCUGGCAACCAAACCGUAACCACAGCUGGUUCAAUGUUCAGAACGUAUUUGUUUAAAAACAGGUUAUGAUUCCUGAUGCUCUGCAGGCGUUAAAGAUUCAGAACCAAACCGGUUCUGGAAAUGAAACCUGACAGAUACUGAGGCUUUUUAAACAUUAAAAACUUUACAUGCAGCAUAAAAACACUUUUAUGUCAUCAGAGUUACUGUGUGUUUAUUUAUUUAAAUUAAAAAUAAUUCAAUAAGCUUAUCACACAAGCAGCUUAUGGAAAUAUUAGGGAACAAAAACAUCCGAAGCUUCGCUGAGCUGCUACAUCAUGAAGGGAAAUGAUUGAUUUGUUGAUUAAAUCCUCAUCAAUAUAAUCCCACAAUCUGAAACCACAUGAAUUUAUUUUAACUGAUCAACCAGAGGAGUUAUUUAUGGUGUAACAUUACUGAUGACUGUCCUGGGUGUUCCUCAGGGAUGUGUGUUGGUGACACUUUAUGUUUGUGAAGGACUUUGAGGUUUCAAACGGGUCCAGACCUGCAGUCCUUCCUGAAGGAUCCUGCGACGCCUCCAGCCCAGACGGGUCACGGUUCCUCCACAAACUUCAGACUUUUAUCAAUGUUUGUUUGUUGCUGGGUGUUUUUAUCGUAUCAAUCAGAGGCGUUUUGUUUCCUGUGACACAAAAUUUGCUCUACCGAUUAUUUGAAGGCGCUCAGACAAAGCGGCGCGUCUCUGCAUCUGUGAACCGCAUCCUGUCUGAGGAGAAGCCCAGAAACAGGAAGCUGCCACUGAACAGGUCAGCUGACAGACGAACGCAAGUUUCUUCACCUGGCCUGUUUUUGAUCACUUUAAUUCACGUCUGAGACUCAGGCAGACUGACGGAGGCAGACCUGACGGAGGCAGACCUGACGGAGGCAGACUGACGGAGGCAGACCUGACGGAGGCAGACCUGACGGAGGCAGACCUGACGGAGGCAGACCUGAGCUCAGCGACGGCCCCUACUCACCAGAAAGACCUUUGGUCCACUUCAACCUCGCAGACGUCAGCGACACCACCACACUGUUGCUUAGCAACGACAGCUCCACCCUUUACGUCGGAGCUACAAACGCCAUCCUCUUGCUGAAUGUCAGCCGGAGUGAUGUCAUCAGCCUGUGGGGUCAGGUGACCUGGCGUCCGUCCGAGGCCGACAGAAAAGACUGUGCGUUCAAAGUGCAGGAUCCGGAGGUAAACGGGGAUCCGAUUGGUCCGAUUCCACCCAGAACCCAGUCUGAUGGAAGAGGAAACCCUUACCACUGCUGCAUUUUCAACCCUGAAACGAUCUUUUCUAAUAUUUCCAUCAUACAAUAUUUUAACUGCAACAUCAAAAACUGAGAAAUGCAAGAAUGGAUCAGGAGCUGGUCGGUUGGGUCGGUUCUCCAGAAUGUGGGCAGGAAUGAUACGGGUUUUAUUUGAGUUAAAGGAAGCACUCUGAGUUUCACUGAACCAUGAUUUAACUGACCGAUCUGCAGCCAUCUGCAGAUGAGAAAUGGGCCAAACACACAACCCUGUGGAACUCCAUAACUGUCCCGUUGUCCUCGGGUCAAAAUGACCCACCACUGUGUUCAAACUCCCCAAACAUCCACGAAAUGUUAUUUUAGGACAACAGGAGGGAUAAUUGCAGCUGGAUCUCAAUAUUUAAAUAUCUUUAAGGUAUUUUUCACAGUUGGAAAGUUCACAUGGUGUCACUGUUGGGACUUUCCCUGUGAGAAAAAGCCUCUGCUUGUCAUGAACCGAUGGUCUGUGGUUGUUCAAGAUGACAAAUACACCAACCACUAGUUUAGCACUUCACUAACCGAAGAUGAUUCAAAACCUGCCUGUGGAGUUUCAGCCAUUUAUCUCCUCUGUUGCCCCAAAAUGAGCCCUUCCACACUUUGACUACCUCCAGUCUCAAAGCUUCAGAAAGUUGCUGUGAAUUUUCAGUUGUUCAACAUGAAAAACCAAACAGACCCAGAACUGCCAUCCGUUCUAAACCUUCUCUCAGAUCUCAGAUUAACCGUCUAGAAAACCGAGUUUUGCUUCAUCUCUGAGCAGGAAACCAUUUGGUCGAUCAGCCAAACGCUUUCCUUCACUUGUUCAAAGUAACAUCUGCUCCAGGGCCAUCUGUGUUGUUUCCUUUCUGCUUGCAGGUCGACUGUCAAAACUUUGUCCAUGUUGUUCAGCGAGUAAACUCCACCCACCUGUACGUCUGCGGCAGCAACGCCUACAACCCUCAGCAAGCCUUCAUCGACAUGGAGAAUAUGUGGAUGGUCCAGCAGAACGAAGCUAGAGGGCGCUGUCCGUUCAGUCCUUUUGAACGGAGCUCUGCAGUCAUCAUUGACCAGGAACUCUUUGCUGCCACAACCACCAACUUCAAGGGAAGCACGCCACAAAUUUCACGAUUCCUCAGCAAAGAUGGCCGCCCAGACAUCAGCCUGGACUCCUCCAUCAGUUUGCUUGAGGAUCCAAAAUUUGUGAGCGUGUCAUUGGACCCGGCAGAACAGAAACUCUACUUCUUCUUUUCUGAAAUCGGGAAGGAGUUCAGCUUCGUGGACGAGCUUCAGAUUCGGAUUCCCAGAGUGGCUCAAGUCUGCAAGGACGACGUUGGAGGACAGAGGAUUCUGCAGAAGAAGUGGACAUCCUUUGCCAAGUCUCCUCUGCUCUGCCAGCCUCCAGAACAGCUUCCCUUCAACAUCCUGGAGGACAUGUUCACCCUGCAGCCACCAGAGGGCGCCGACGCCUCAGAAACACUGUUUUAUGGCGUCUUCACCUCCCAGUGGUCCAGGCGGUCUGAGUCUGCAGUUUGCACCUUUAAGCUGAAGGACAUCCGAGACGUUUUUGCAGGAAGCUUUAAGACGCUGGAGAAGGGAAGGUAUCAACUGAAACCCCCAACAGGACGACAACACCUGGGACAGUGCGGCCUCUCCAACUCCUCCGACGCUCAGCUUUCUGAGGUGAAGAUGAGCUACCUGACCGACAGGAGCGUGAAACCAGUUGGACCAGUUUUUGUUUUUCCUGAGCAGAAAUACAGUCGUGUGGUCGUCAUGAAGACAACAGCGGCCAACAGCCGGCAGUACGACGUCCUGUUCCUCCUCACCGAGUCCGGGUUCCUCCACAAGGCGGUUCCUUCGGAUCAGGACCUUCGAGUCGUCGAGGAGAUCCAAGUGUUCAGGGAACCUCAGCGGGCCAAAAGCAUGAUCCUGUCUUCCUCCAAGGGACUCGUGUAUGUGGGAACGUCUGAGGGAGUGACGGCGGUACCGGUGGCCCGGUGUCUGAGCUACCGGAGCUGCAUGCAGUGCAUCCUGGCCAGGGAUCCGCUGUGUGGCUGGAGUCCGACCCGCAGAACCUGCACGGGUCUGGACGGCGCCGGCGACGGCAUAGUUCAAAGCCUGGAGAAAAUCACGGGGGACGAAUGUCAGCCGGCAGAACGGAUCCUGCAGCACCGAGACGUCUUUGUCCGGCUGCACGAAGUCGUGACGCUUCAGUGUGUGAAGCCGUCUAACCUCGCCGUGCUGCGCUGGAGCUUCGCAGACGACCUGGUUCUAUUGGACCGGCUCUUCAUCCAGGCAGCGAACGGCAGCCUCCACUUCCAGGCCUCCUCCGGGACCUUUGGGAUCUACCGCUGCGAGGCGGAGGAAGACGGACUCAUGGAGGUGGUGGCGAGUUACGACGUCCGGCAAGCGGUCAGUCCUCGCCAUCUGUCGAAGGUCCACCAGGAUCCGGCGACCCGGGGCCCGGAGGAGAGGUCUGUUGGGACCGAGAAGCCGGCAGUGAUCCCGGUUUCAGACGCAUCAGAGGAUGAAACCUUCAUCACCAACGACUCCGACCCAGAGGAGCGCGUGACUCAGGCUAAAGGUGAUCCGUUUUCCGUCCAGGAAAUAGUCCCGACCUCCAGGAAGGACAGCCGGUCCAUGAAGAACCCGGCUGAGGAGGCACCGACCCAGAAGAGCUACCACAGCGAGCUGGUGGUGGUGUCCCUGCUGCUGGCCGCUUGCGUCCUGAUCCUGGCGGUCGGCGCCGUCCGCUUCUGGAGGCGGCGGAGCGCCGGUUCCGGGUCCGACCGGCUGCCGUCUGCAGACAACGGAACCAGAACAAACACGUCCAUGGAGAUCCACUCACUGAGCGCCCUGGAGAACGCGGGUCCGGACCGAACCGUCAUCCCGUGAUGGAGGUCUGGACGGGUCCGGACCGAACCGUCAUGGGGUCCAGUGGCGGCUCCGGGCCGUUCUGAGGCUCCAGAGUCAUGAAGGACUUCCCAGCAGUUCUGACCCGUUUUCAUUCACCUUUAGGUCCAGUAGAUUCUGUUCCCAGUGACUCAGUCUGAAGUUCAGAACCACAAAUCCUUCAACGUUCAGAUAGUUUCAGUUUAAAGGUGUAGCGCCCUUUUACAGCAUGAUCAAGUAACGGUCACCUAGUCAGAAAAUGUUAGAUACACAAAUAUCAAAUGAAUAAAAAGAAAUGAGACUUCCUGAUUUAACGUCUUCAAAUUGGGCCUCUGUCUCUUUAAGAAGCUCCUGCUUUUCCUGAAGCUCCGCCUCCAGGAAGUCGUCCAACAUGGCUCCUCUAUUAACCCUUUACAACCCUUUGCUUUGAGCAGCAGCUCCUAUAAAGAGCUCAGUUGAUUGCUAAUUGCUGCUGGCUAGUCUGAAGGAGUCUGUGGGCGGAGCUGCGCCUUGGAGGCGGAGCCAGGUCCACCACCUGAUAAUCUAUUCAAUAAGAACCUGACACAGGAAGCUGGGUUUUAUUUUCAGGUUCUAAAGCGGGAAAAAAGUAAGAACAAAAAGUUUUUAGCGUUUUAUUUCUAAAUGCGUAUUCUAAAAUAAUAACUUUUCUUUCUGUCCUUUUCCUGAAAAAAUUAAUCCAUGUUCUGCAUGAAUAUGUCCCAUGUAGAGUGAUGUGUUUAAGCCGGUAGGUUACAAAACGUUUCUGCAGCACAGCAGCAGUUUGACUUUAAUGUUUGUAAUUUUUCAUCUUAUUCUGUUAAAAAAUGUAAAGUUUUCUUUGCUAUUUUAAGACAUUUAAAUUUAUUUCUGUUCUUCCUCAGACUGUCCAUGUUUCCUGUGCAGCCGGUUUCUCAGGGACGAUUUGUCAUGAAUUAUUUAUUUUGUCCUGUUCUUUCAGACUCAGAUGUAAUUUAUGGCUGUAAAUAUUUCAGUGUUUUUCAGACACGAUCAGCUGGUUUUCUGCUCCUCUUUGUGUUUUUAUUCUGUUUGACUGUGGCGCCCUCUGGUGGCACAAAGUAUGUUUGUAAAUUCAUGUAUUAAUCUGACAGAUUAAUAAAAGCUAAUAGUUCUGA